ACAACACCGUAUCACACCUGCGCGUGAAAGUGGUGAAUUGUAAGCGGGUGAUAGAAAGUUAUCAGGAUAACUGGACUUUGAACGUAUCUGAUCGAGAUCACGUACACCCACUAGGACGUCUGACAGUCGUUCACGCUGUUGGCGUUCAGGAAGGACAUUGUCAACGAGCACCUGCUAAGCUAUGGGUGUCUACUCCUACGUCCGCUCGCUGUCUCGAUGGCGCGGGGCAAGCCUGCUUCUUGCAAUUCUAGGCAUGAUGAGACUCAUGCAGGGGAUUAUAAGAUACCGAAGAAUGUUCAAGUUUUACAACAGUCUACCCGGCGAGCCCGACUUCCAUUGGAUAUGGGGAAAUUUGCAUAAGGUGAGGGGCAAGGCGACAGAGGUGCGGAUGGAGUACAUGGAUGGUUUGAUGAGGAAACACAAGUACUUCUAUAGGCUGUGGCAAGGAGCGUUUAGACCUCUCAUAAUGUGCUGUCACCCCGAUUCAGUAAAGCUCCUUCUAAAAACAUCAGAACCCAAGCCUAUGGCCGGAGCCUACCAGUUUGCAGUGCCCUGGCUUGGGGAAGGGUUGCUGAUAGCCAGUGGUCAGCGCUGGGCGCGUUCCAGGAGGCUGCUGACCCCAGCCUUCCACUUCGACAUCCUCAAGCCAUACAUGGAGGUGUACAACAAAGCGGCGGACAUAUUGCUGGGGAAAAUAGCGCGUUACGAGGAGAAGGGCGAGAGUUUUGAGGUGUUCGGCCAUAUCAGUCUCUGCACGUUGGACGUCAUCCUGAAAUGUGCCAUGUCAUUCGACGACAAUAUACAGAUGAAAGGGGAAAGUCAUCCAUACGUCGUCGCCGUAAAUGAGCUGUCGGAGAUGUGGUUCGAAAGAGGAAGGAACCCCCUCCUGUACAACGACUUCGUCUUCAGCUGCACCAAGAUGGGUCGCAGGUUCAAGCAGCAGUGCGACUUCGUCCACUCCAUAUCGGAGAACCUCAUCAAGAAGAGACGCGAGACCCUGGACAGAGAGGGACCUGCAAAUAAGAAAUACCUGGACUUCCUCGACGUCCUGCUCACCGCCAGGGACGACGCCGGGGACGGCCUUACCUCCAUGGAGAUCAGGAACGAAGUCGACACAUUUCUGUUUGAAGGCCAUGACACUACAGCCAGCGCCAUCUCGUGGAUCCUGUACUCGCUCGCCACACACGCUGACAUUCAGGACAAGGCGCAGGCGGAAGUCGACGCCAUCUUGGACGGGAAGGACUCAGAAGUUAUAGAUUGGAGCGAACUGCCGGAGUUGUCCUAUCUGGCCUGCGUCAUCAAGGAGGGCAUGCGACUCCACUGCCCAGUCCCCUUCAUCCAGCGUCAACUCACCCAGCCCACCACCAUCGACGGCACCACCCUCCCCAAGGACACCGUGUGCACCGUGCACCUCCUCAACCUCCACCACAACCCGGAAGUGUGGGAGGACCCGUGGGAGUUCAAGCCUGAACGCUUCUUCCCUGAAAAUAUGAAGGACAAGGACAACUAUGCCUUUGUGCCCUUCUCAGCUGGUCCCAGAAACUGCAUCGGACAGCACUUUGCGAUGAACGAGGAGAAGGUUCUGCUUGCGCGCAUCCUUCACAGAUACCGGUUGGAGAUAGACUCGGCUUAUCCAGUCAAGAGGAAAGUGGCUGCUGUAAUGAGGUCGAUGACGGGCAUCCGGGUGUUUGCCAAACUAAGGCAGAGGAGUCAGUGAUGGCGGACAGAGAAAACUGGACGCGGUGCGGUGGAGGAGGGGAAGGAGUGUUCGUGAGCAGCCAUUGAGCCUUUACAAACCCGAGCCGACAUUGUGAACGGAUUUGUUUGUUGUCUGUUGUGGUUGAAACAGAUUUGUCGGUUUUGAGAACUUACUGGAUUCUCGGGGAUGUUUGACACACCAGAUUAACAAACCGGAAUAACAAACCGGUGUGCGUGCUGAAUAUUCAAAGAACCUAUUUUAGGUGGUCAUAUCCAAUAACAUUCCCUGUUAUAAGUUGUUUGGUCGUAUUAUUGUUAUGAAUGAAUCGUUGACAUGUGUAGAAUGAACUUUCAAGUGUAUUAAAAUUAAAUUUUCGUUGUGUU
Messenger RNA from Haliotis rufescens (red abalone), 2082 nucleotides. RefSeq names its product leukotriene-B4 omega-hydroxylase 3-like. The record is from RefSeq and is a predicted model, not a curated record. Lineage: Eukaryota; Metazoa; Mollusca; Gastropoda; Lepetellida; Haliotidae. Gene Ontology annotation, molecular function: iron ion binding; oxidoreductase activity, acting on paired donors, with incorporation or reduction of molecular oxygen; monooxygenase activity. The transcript is spliced from 11 exons. Bases 182 to 1717 code for a protein of 511 amino acids.